Darwinula stevensoni is the source of this 1094-nucleotide messenger RNA. Lineage: Eukaryota; Metazoa; Arthropoda; Ostracoda; Podocopida; Darwinulidae. The record is from the annotation of a GenBank genome assembly.
UUUCAUUCUAAGAUAUUUCCAGGAAAUAUUUAUUCUUGCAUAUUUGCAUGUUGUAAGAUCAUUCUGUUUGGUACACUUUAGGGUGAACCAGUGAUCUGACAUAUUGACUAUUAAUUAUGAAGGCACUAAGGAGAAUACGCACUGUGCUUAUACCAGCAUCUUUUGGAAUUGUUGGAUACAUCCUUGGCAAUGGCAGUAGUAGACAGCAGUAUUCUGCUGAGGCAGACUGGAGUGUCAAAGGAGCAUUCAACUAUAUUGGAGCAUGGUAUAGAAGACUGCCAGUCCCUGGUCUACCUCUUUAUGGAGAAGUUUCUGCAGCAGUGCCUUCUCAAGCUGCUGACAUUGUUCCAGAACCACCUCCUCAGGCUUCCCGAACAGCUCAGAUCAUGAGAUUCGGAUUUCCUGGUUUGGAUAACAUUCGAUCCCUGGAUGACUAUGUCCUGUCAUAUGACAGACGCAACAGGGUUGCCCAUUGGGUAUUUGAACAUCUCACAGCAGAGAGAAUAAAGAAGAGGGAUACAGUGGAUCGGAGCAAGUGCAAUUUUCAUGAAGACAGUUCCAUUCAUCCUUUCUUCCGGUCUGUGAACCAGGAUUACAAGGGGAGUGGUUUUGACAGAGGGCAUUUGGCUGCAGCAGGAAACCAUCGACUGACACAGGAGCAUUGUGAUCAGACAUUUCUUCUUUCGAACAUGGCUCCUCAGGUUGGAAAGGGAUUCAACAGGGAUUCCUGGAAUAGGCUUGAAAAAUACGUCCGUCACCUUGCUAGGAAAUACAAAAAUGUUUAUGUUUGCACAGGACCCCUUUAUUUACCAAGGCAAGAGGCAGAUGGAAAGCUGUAUGUAAGAUAUCAGGUGAUUGGGAAGAGCCACGUGGCUGUUCCAACCCACUUUUUUAAAGUCAUUGUGGCAGAGGAUGCCUCAGGAGCACUUGAGCUGGAGGCCUAUGUCAUGCCAAAUGCUGUCAUCAAAGAUGAUGCACCACUAACCAAUUUUCAAGUCCCACCUGAAACUGUUGAGCGAGCUGCUGGACUCCUGUUUUUUGAUAAACUGUCUAAGACAAAGAUACAGAAGAUCAAUGGCAAGAAAAUCACUUGG